UCUGUCUGUAGCAGCACAGUAAGCGCAGGAAGGAGGCAGGGCUGGCGCUUUUCCUUUGCCUGUUUCACCAUCGCAAUUUGCUGAAUCACACAAACUCUUCCGCAUCGUCAAAACUUUGAAGACAGAUCGCAGUGGAUUUCGGUCCGUGGAUACACAACGCGACAUUUCCCCGCCGUCAGACAGAGAAGGUGUCCCCUUCCGCGCAACUCUUCAUGGCGAAAAGACCUUUCUUUUUCACUUCUGCCUUCUGUCACCUACGGGACCACCGCUCGCGAGACACAAGCCUUUAAAAGUUUGCCUUUCAUGUGAAUGUACAGGACUCAUCUGAGAAAUGAAGCUCAGCAGACAGUUCACCGUUUUUGGCAUUGCCAUAUUCUGUGUUGUGGUAUUUUCCUUGUACCUGAUGUUGGAUCACAUAGAUCACAGCAAAAACCCGAAUGGAGAGAGAAUUCAAAACGGCCAGCUUGGUAUUCUGCAGGACAAAAUAGACCACUUAGAAAGACUACUUGCAGAGAACAAUGAGAUCAUUGCCAACAUCAGGGACUCUGUAAUUAACCUGAGGGAAACUGUGAAAGAUGGGAAAAUGUUUCCUGAAGGGAACAUGAGUCAGGGGAAUGUGGAAUUGCUGCCCCCUGCUCCUGCGCUGCUCCCCAUCCACUCAGAGGACUGCCAGUUUGCAGCACAGACAUACUCCAAGGCAGCAGAUGGAGUACAGAUGCUGGAUGUUUAUGAUUUACUCAGCUUUGAUAACCCUGAUGGUGGAGUAUGGAAACAAGGCUUUGAUAUCUCUUAUCAGGACAAUGAAUGGGACAAUGAGCCACUCCAAGUCUUUGUUGUGCCCCAUUCACAUAAUGACCCCGGCUGGCUGAAGACAUUCGAUGACUACUAUCGAGACCAGACGCAACACAUUCUCAACAACAUGGUGGUGAAAUUACACGAAGACAGUCGGCGAAAAAUGAUCUGGUCUGAGAUCUCGUAUUUUUCAAAAUGGUGGGACAGCAUCGAUGAGCAGAAACGAGAUGCUGUCAGGAGGCUGAUAGAGAGCGGUCAGCUCGAGGUGGCUACAGGAGGCUGGGUGAUGCCUGACGAAGCCAGCUCUCACUACUUUGCAUUGAUAGAUCAGUUAGUUGAAGGUCACCAGUGGUUGGAGAUAAAUUUGGGAGUGAAACCCAAGACUGGCUGGGCUGUGGAUCCGUUCGGUCACACUCCUACCCAUGCUUACCUGCUCAGACAAGCCGGUCUAUCUAACAUGCUGAUCCAGAGAGUGCACUACUCAGUGAAGAAACACUUUGCCUCUCAGAAGACCCUGGAGUUCUUCUGGAGACAGAACUGGGAUCAGGACUCGAGUUCAGACAUUUUGUGUCACAUGAUGCCAUUCUACAGCUACGAUGUUCCCCAUACAUGUGGUCCUGACCCAAAAAUCUGCUGCCAGUUUGACUUUAAAAGGCUGCCGGGAGGAAGAAUCAGCUGUCCGUGGAGAAUUCCUCCUCAGGCUAUCACAGAUAACAACAUACAGGAGAGAGUUCAGACGCUGCUGGACCAGUACAGGAAGAAAUCCAAACUUUUUCGGACCAAUGUGCUGCUGGCUCCACUUGGAGAUGAUUUCCGUUACGCUGAAGCUGUCGAAUGGGACCAACAGUUUGAAAACUACCAGAAACUCUUCGACUACAUGAAUUCUCACCCUGAGCUUCAUGUCCAGGCCCAAUUUGGAACUAUUUCAGAUUAUUUCGAGGCCUUGCGUAAAAGCACUGGCAUGGAUCCGGUUGGCAUGAAUGUUGGGCAGUUGGCUUUGCCUGUGCUAAGUGGAGACUUUUUCACUUACGCGGAUCGAGACGACCACUACUGGAGUGGAUACUUCACCUCACGGCCGUUCUAUAAACGCCUGGACAGAGUGCUGGAAUCACACCUCCGGGCAGCUGAGGUCCUCUACUCUCUGACCUUGGCCAACAUUCAGAAGUACGGCCAGCCCAGUGAUUACCCUGCAGUGGAUAAUUACAAGUUACUGACAGAAGCCAGACGCAAUCUAGGUCUCUUCCAGCAUCAUGAUGCCAUCACGGGCACGGGCAAAGACUGGGUGGUUGUGGACUAUGGAACAAGGUUGUUUCACUCUAUUCUGAAUGUGAAGCGAGUGAUUGUGAGCUCAGCUCACUGGUUGGUGCUCAAGGACAAACCAGCAUACUACCAUGAUCCUUCAAAUCCCUUUCUUCAAAUGGAUGACGUUCAGCCAUCCCAAGAUGCCUUACCUCGCAAAACUAUUCUUGAAGUUGGUGAAAAACCAAGGUUGUUGGUGGUUUACAACCCCACAGAGCAAGCCAGGACAUCCAUGGUUACAGUAUACGUGACUACUCCUAAAGUGCGUGUGCUUAAUGCUCUUGGUCAUGUGGUCCGUGCUCAAGUCAGUGCAGUGUGGAAUGAUGCCAGUCAUGCUGCUACCGACGUCUUUCAGUUGUCGUUUGUGGCUCAAGCUGCUCCUCUGGGUCUGAGCGUGUAUCAGCUGAUGGAAGGAAUGGAGCCAAGGACAGAAGCUGCUAAGUACAUGUUUCUUCAGGAUGGCGGGCAGAUUUCAGUCAGUAAACUGGAGCAUUUCCCACAGUUCUACCAACAAGAUGCGGCUCCUGUGCACAUUGAAAACCCUCACCUGAAACUCUCCAUCUCUACAGCUACAGGUCUUUUAGAGAAAAUGAGGUUGAAGGAGGAUGACGCGGAGUUUCUGGUCAAGGUGGAGUUUGUUUGGUACGGCACCACCAGCAAUAAAGACAAGAGCGGCGCCUACCUGUUCCUGCCUGACAAAGAAGCAACAAUUUACUCUCCCUCUCAGCCGCCGGUGGUACGAGUCACUAAAGGACUGCUGUUUUCUGAAGUCACCACUACCUUCACACAAAUCACACACACUCUUCGGCUCUACAACAUCCACGGUGUAGAGGGUCAGUCUGUUGAGCUCUGUAACACCGUAGAUAUAAGAGGCGAAAUCAACCAUGAAAUUGCAAUGAGGAUAACCUCAGAUCUGAACAGCAAAGAUCGAUUCUUUACUGACCUCAAUGGCUACCAGGUGCAGCCGAGGAAAACCAUGGCUAAGCUCCCCCUUCAGGCAAACUUCUACCCCAUGACCAGCAUGGUCUACCUGCAGGACUCCAGCGCCAGACUCUCUCUACUCACUGCACAGUCACUCGGAGCGGCCAGCCUCAAGAGCGGUCAGCUGGAGGUGAUUAUGGACCGCAGGCUCAAUCAGGAUGAUAAUCGAGGUUUAGGCCAGGGAGUGCUGGACAAUAAGAUCACUGCCAACUCCUUCCGCCUACUACUGGAGAAGAGGAGCUCUGCGGAGGAGGUAAUCAGGAUGGAGAAAUGAUUGAGCUAAAGAAGAAAAAAAAAACAUACAUCCAUUAAUGACCACUUGCUCUCAGUGUCUGGCUUUUUGGAAUUUUGGAAGUUCCCUGCUGAAACUCAUUUAAGACACAGUUAAGCACAAUGAAACACAAUUAAGCACAGAUUCUGAGUAUAGGACACACUUGGCCCAAAAAAAAA
Messenger RNA from Sinocyclocheilus anshuiensis, 3522 nucleotides. RefSeq names its product alpha-mannosidase 2-like. Lineage: Eukaryota; Metazoa; Chordata; Actinopteri; Cypriniformes; Cyprinidae. Gene Ontology annotation, biological process: N-glycan processing; mannose metabolic process; protein deglycosylation. The record is from RefSeq and is a predicted model, not a curated record. The coding region runs from base 332 to 3346 and encodes 1004 amino acids. The transcript is spliced from 19 exons. Gene Ontology annotation, cellular component: Golgi membrane. Gene Ontology annotation, molecular function: alpha-mannosidase activity; carbohydrate binding.